UCGAUGGCUACUGCCACACUUAAACCUGCGGCUAUCCACCAUAAACACAUAUAAAAACAAAAGCAUUUUUCACAAAUCACAUAUUUACAAAUUGGCGAGAUGCCCUUAUUGACCAAUGAACGCCAUAUACAUUAUAAUACACGCCUUGGCCACCUCCUACAGAACACAGCAUCCAACAUACGAAGCUAUCAUGGAUUCCUGUCCACCCAGGCACAACAUUUGCUGGCUCCCGUAAAUCACCUGUGGGACAGAAGCCAACGCUACCGUCUGGUGGCCAGCCACAGCACUGACAAGCGCUGUGCGACGGCCCUACUCUCCGAAUGCCAAGAUGCUCAUCAGUCCAUUUGCCAUAGCAUAUUGCAAAUGAACGAAAUGUUAGAUGCAAUUUCCAGCGAUGUGGCUGACUUUGACAUGGAAUGCAUUUGCUUAAGCAGCGAGCUAGAGCCAGAGCCUUGUCCCAACUCUGUGGCCGAAUGCCGGGAAUGGCUGAAUGAAUCUCUGCACAGUCUGCAAUCUCAACUCAAGUGCCUGGAGAUUGCUUCCCGCCUGUUAUUGCCACCAAUUAUGCAGCAGCAGACGGUGGACGAGUUUAAAACUAAUUUAAAGCUGGGCGAGAACACAGAGGCUUUGCUUUGCAUGGGCCUGGCCAGAGCCGAGCAACAGGCGGUCGUCCCGCUGCUGACUUAUUAAAACACGAGACAGAGAAUUCUGUAUAUUUACGCCAGUCAAUCAAAUAUAUUUUCAUACGAAUAA
Molecule: messenger RNA, 753 nt
Organism: Drosophila obscura
Lineage: Eukaryota; Metazoa; Arthropoda; Insecta; Diptera; Drosophilidae
Exons: 3
Coding region: 100-690 (196 amino acids)
Source: RefSeq, a predicted model, not a curated record